AUGGCUCCAGUGCUGCGCAGCCCCUUUAAAAAGAUGCUUCGGCAGCAGGAACGCCACAAUGGGAUGAAAUCAAACGACCACAAAAAUCUUCUGUGGCCUGGGCUUAUUAACGUCCUCUUGCGGGGCUCUUGGUUGGGCCCAGGGGGAGCCGCCACCAUUGCAUCCAACGAGUGGAGCGCCAACGGCAGCCCAGAGGAGAGCCGCGAUGAUGCGGCUGAUGGGCUGGAGAAGGCGCUGGACGGGGACGCCGAGGGCGUGUGGAGCCCCGACAUCGAGCAGAGCUUCCAGGAGGCGCUCGCCAUCUACCCUCCCUGUGGGCGCAGGAAAAUCAUCCUUUCCGAUGAGGGAAAGAUGUAUGGUCGCAAUGAGCUGAUAGCAAGAUACAUUAAACUGCGUACUGGAAAGACACGUACAAGGAAGCAGGUCUCUAGCCAUUUGCAGGUUCUUGCGCGGAGAAAGUCACGCGAGAUUCAGUCAAAGCUGAAGGCAAUGAACUUGGAUCAAGCUUCCAAAGACAAGGCCCUGCAAAGCAUGGCUGCUCUGUCCUCGGCUCAGAUCGUCUCGGCGAGUGUGAUGAAGAGCCAGCUGAGCCACAUGUCCCAGCCCACUUACGCCCAUCCUCCCCGGUUUUGGCCCGGCCCCAUCCCAGGACAACCUGGGCCCUCUCAGGACAUCAAACCAUUCGUACAAAGCCCGUACCCCAGCCUACCACCCCCAGUGCCCACACCCAUAACUAGUUACGAGCCUUUGCCCACCCCACUCCCUCCGGCAGCGACAGCAGUACCAGUGUGGCAGGACCGGACCAUCGCCUCAUCUAAACUGCGUAUGCUUGAAUACUCUGCCUUCAUGGAGGUGCAGAGAGACCCUGACACAUACAGCAAACACCUUUUUGUCCACAUUGGGCAGACGAACCCCUCUUACAGUGACCCUCUCCUGGAGGCAGUGGACAUUCGGCAGAUAUAUGACAAGUUCCCCGAGAAGAAAGGAGGGCUGAAGGAGCUUUACGAGAAAGGACCACAGAACUCCUUCUUCCUUGUUAAGUUUUGGGCCGACCUUAACAGCAGUGGAAUCCAGGAUGGUCCCGGCUCCUUCUACGGUGUCAGCAGUCAGUACAGUAGCUCAGAGAACAUGACUAUCACAGUCUCCACAAAGGUCUGCUCCUUUGGCAAACAAGUGGUGGAAAAAGUUGAGACAGAGUAUGCUCGUAUGGAGGGUGGCAGGUAUCUGUACCGGAUCCACCGCUCGCCCAUGUGUGAGUACAUGAUCAACUUCAUCCAUAAGCUGAGACACCUGCCUGAGAAGUAC
Molecule: messenger RNA, 1305 nt
Organism: Clupea harengus (Atlantic herring)
Lineage: Eukaryota; Metazoa; Chordata; Actinopteri; Clupeiformes; Clupeidae
Gene: tead3a
Product: transcriptional enhancer factor TEF-5-like
Exons: 12
Biological process (GO): embryonic organ development; positive regulation of transcription by RNA polymerase II; hippo signaling
Cellular component (GO): transcription regulator complex
Molecular function (GO): DNA-binding transcription factor activity, RNA polymerase II-specific; RNA polymerase II cis-regulatory region sequence-specific DNA binding
Source: RefSeq, a predicted model, not a curated record